CAGAUAAUUUGUUUUGAAAAGCAUCCUUUGUUCAGAAAUCUAAAACAUUUUACUUUAUGACUUUAUUCAUCGCUUUCCACUUCAUGCCAGUAAAUUUUAUUUACCCUCGCAAGAAUUACUGACAUUGAUUGUAGCCGUGACGUUGAAGGCACAAUAACUAAAUGUUCUGUCAUUAAAGUAAGACUUUAAUUAUAAUUUCAAUUUGACUACCUUUUGCAAUAAUUUGAAUAGAUUUAUAUCAAAUUAUGAAGUUCAAAUGUUUUCUCAGUUUGAUGUCGUUUCACAUUGCAAAUAUAUCAUCGGUAUUCAUAACUUUUGACAAGUUUGAACUAAGUUAUUCUUUUACAUUUGACAAAAUGAGUUAUUUGACAGAACAUCGACUUCAGUUUAUAUCUGGAAUUUCCGUCACACAUUGCGUAAAGGAAUGCGCUGCUCGUACGCACUGCAAAGCAUUAAGGUUUAGGAAUAGAAUAAACGUCUGUGAACUAUUUGCAUCAUCAUUACAAGACCUUACACUCACAACUGGGAGUAUAACUCUGCAGGAAGGGGAACAAAACAUAACAAAGUCUCCGUGUCAGGAUAAUUGCAAGUAUGGCGAGGUUUGUGAAACGAAUGAGUCUGAUGUAAGCACCUGUGUUGUCAAAGAAUGCGUCAAUAUAACGAUUCCUGAGAACGGGUUUAUACUUGGAAAUAAGAGAGACAUUGGGAAAAGGAUACGGUAUAAAUGUAACGUAGGGUAUGUUGAAUCUAAUGCUGAGAUUGGAACAGUCGCUGAAUGCCUUUAUACCGGAGACUGGAGUACAUUCACUGAAUGCAUCCCCAGUAAGAUUUCCUACAUGUGGACCACGUGGACAGAAUGGAGUACAUGUAGUGUCUCAUGUGGCGGAGGUGUUAAAAGUAGAUCACGAACUUGCACGAUACCUACUGUAGCCUUGAAUGGCGAGGAAGAGUGUGAAGAAAACAUGUACACCGGCGCAGGAGCAUCGUGUAACAAGGAAGCAUGCACUUAACCAUAAAAUAUGGAUCAGAUUAAUGAGGCAUAUAAGUUGGUUUGAAUUUUUAAGGUUUGCCGUGAUGUAUUGGCUGCAUUUACUUUAUUAGAGAAAACAACUUUCAUUUUCAACUAUGAUGACUUAAGAAGAAGAGGAUUUUGAUUUAAAUACUGUAGCUUUUGUGACGUUCUAAUAAUCAACAGAAACGACAGGACUUUAGAAUGAUGAUAAAAAAAUAUGAAUUCAUCUGUAAUUACAUUUACCAUAUCCAAAAAUACACGUCUUGAAAAAAAAUUAUUAUUCUGAUUGAAGAAAACAUUAUGUCUAUUCAAUGUUGUAAGGUUAAGUCUUAGUAAGUAAAGAAUAUGUCGGACAUUGUAUUUGUAAAUUCGUUAUUUUCAUGUUCACAUAUUUGUCCAUUCAGUUGGAGAAACAAUGGACUACACUUAUCUUAAAGUUGUUGGAAGAACAGAUUUCUCGAUGUAAAUAAAACAAAAACAAAUAUUACAAAGUUGCAGAUUCGAUUUUAUUGAAAUUAUGGAAAAAAAGAACAGAAGCAUCUCUAACGCCCUUAAGCACCGUAUUAUGCGGUAAUUAAUCCUGAACACUGAAAGUGUUCGAAUCAUUGAUCUCGGAGGACCAGAAAAGUAUAUAUACAGAGAUGAAGUAAGUGGCAACUUUUUACAGCUAACACACUAUUUCAUACCAGCUAUAGAAGUAAAUUAAUACUCUGGCAAAUGGAGAUAAAGGGUCAGUAACAAUGAGUCAAAAGAGAUCUAAAGUGAAUACAAUGUAAACAAAAUAAAACUUUUAAGUUUUAAGUUGAUAUGAGAUAUAAAACAUAAAUAUAAUGUACAUGGAAUAAAGCUAAUAAGUCCUUUAGUCAAUUACAUUGUAGUCGAAACAGAUGUACUGAGACAACCUAAUGUUGGAGUACAGUAUCAAACUAAAUAUAGGCAUAUAGUCAUAGGUGACUGCAAUGUGCACAGUCAAAUUAGCGGCACUAUUAGAAACAAAUUUUAACUUGAACAUAAAAUAAAAUUUUCAUAAAUGCGUAGACCCGAUUUCAAUGGAACUGUUUAAUGACAGCAGUAUUAUGUCGAAUCUAUUGUCGUCUACACUCUACUGCCAAGGACUUUAUGACAUCUCGACCCAUUAGACACCUCGACCCAAGACACUUAGACCCUUAGACACGAAGACCCCUUUUAAUGACUGGACGUUUCGACCCGUUAUUACAUAAUGUACAAAAGACGUUUCUAAAGAAAAAAAAUGAUUUGCAUGAAGACAAUAUAAAUGCUUUUUACAAUUUUGAUUAUUAUAUACAAUUUAAUAGAUAUUAAAAUAUAAAUGAAAUCAUAUUAAGUCGUUAUUUGUUAUCAAAUAUUUUAUAUAAGAAACAGAAACACACGUAUUAAAUUUCAACAUAAAAUAUAUUAUGCAUUUAUGAAUACAUAUCACAAAUUACAGUAAUCACAAUAUACAUUGUAUACGUUUUAUUUUUGUCCCCCGCCUUUUCGAAGAAAAAAGGGGGAUAUAGAAAUAGGUUCCGUCCGUCCGUCCGUCCGUCUGUCUGUCUGUCUGUCCGAGCAAACAUUUUGGGUUUAGGGGCUAUAUAACAGUAAAGAGAACAAAAGAGAACAAUAGGUUCAUUCCUUCAUCAAAGGGUUUAGGGGCUAGUAGCCCUUAAGAAAACAAAGAAAAUAACCAAUAAAAUAGCCCCUAAAGCCAAAAUGUUGGAACGUCCGUCCGUCUGUCCGUCCGUCACACUUUCGUGUCCGGUCCAUUACUUUGUCAUUUAACAAAGGAAUCUGAAAUAACUUGGCACAAUUGUUUGUUAUAAUAAGACGAUGUGUCAUGCGGAACAACCAGACCCCUACCUCCAGGGUUAAGGUCGCACUUGCACAUUCAAGGUCAACAUUGUCUUUUGAGGGUAUAUGUCGUGUCUGGUCCAUACCUUUCUUAUCCUUGAAGGGAUUUUGUAAAUACUUGCCACAAUUGUUCAUAAUAAUAAGACAAUGUGUCAUGCGUAAUAACCGGUCACCUACCUCCAAGGUCAAGGUCACACUUGGAGGUCAAAGAUUAACAUAGUUUGUUAUAAAGUAUAGUUUGUGUCCGGUCCAUAACUUUUUCAUAGAUCAAAGGAUUUUGUAAAUACUUGUCACAAACAGUCACUAUAAUAAGAUGAUGUGUCAUGCACAACACCUGCAUCCCUACCUCCAAGUUCAAGGUCACACUUAGAGGUCAAUGAUUAACAUAGAACUUAAUGUUAAUAGAACUUCUUCGGGAUUUUGAAAUAACUUGGCACAAAUUGUCACAAUGAUAGGAGGUUAUGUCAAGUACAACACCUGCAUCCCUACCUCCUAGGUCAAGGUCAUACUUAGAGGUCAAAGGUUAAGAGAGUCUGUUGUGUGGUAUAUUUUGUGUGCCGUACAUAACUUCUUCAUAGAUCAAGGGAUUUUCAAUAUACUUGGCACAAAUAGUCACAAUGAUAAGAUGAUAUGUCAUGCGUAACACCUGUGUCACUACCUACAAGGUGAAGGUCACCCUAAGGUGUAAAAGAUUUUAAACAAGUCUGAUAUAGGGUAUAUUUUGUGUCCAGUCCAUACUUUUUCAUAGAUCAAGGGCUUUUAAAAAUACUUUGCACAAAUAAUCACAAUAAUAAGACGAUAUGUAAGGCGAAAAACAUGGGUCCCUACCUCCAAUGUCACACUUAAGGGUAUAUAUAGGGUAUAUUUUGUGUCCAGUCCAUACUUUUUUCAUAGAUCAAGGGCUUUUAAAAAUACUUUGCACAAAUAAUCACAAUAAUAAGACAAUGUGUAGAAAAACAUGGGUCCCUACCUCCAAUGUCACACUUAAUGGUAUAUUUUAUGUCCGAUCUACAACUUCUUCAUAGUUCAAGGACUUUUGAAAAUACUUUGCACCAAUAGUCACAAUAAUAAGAUGAUAUGUCAUGCACAACACCUGCACCCCUACCUCCAAGGUUAAGGUCACACUUAGAGAUCAAAGAUAAACAUGAUAGAUUUUUUAAUUCCGUGUUUUAUUUUAUUUCUUUAAUAAAUUUAUUGUUGCAUUAGCAGAUCUAUCAUUGAUAGUAAUUUGGACUGAAAGUCCUAAGAUCCAU
This is a messenger RNA of Ruditapes philippinarum (Manila clam), 4113 nucleotides long. RefSeq names its product coadhesin-like. Lineage: Eukaryota; Metazoa; Mollusca; Bivalvia; Venerida; Veneridae. The transcript has 5 exons. Gene Ontology annotation, biological process: extracellular matrix organization. Bases 246 to 1010 code for a protein of 254 amino acids. Gene Ontology annotation, molecular function: metalloendopeptidase activity. Gene Ontology annotation, cellular component: extracellular matrix. The record is from RefSeq and is a predicted model, not a curated record.